CUCGAGAGGGUAUCUCCGUCAUUCAAUGCAAAACUCCUGUAAGAAGGUCCUUCACUCCUGACUCCAGAGCGUUUCUCUAACAUCGAUUGAGGAGGAGCAGGAGCUCCCUCUCCUCUCAGCAACCACUCCUCUUCGUCUCUCCGCUCUCUCUGUUGCAGAUAUGGAUAGUGGUGCAGGUCCAACUUUAUUCCCAUUGCACCGCUGCAAAACUCUUCACCUGGUAAGGCAUGCUCAAGGGAUCCACAAUGUUGAUGGAGAGAAGAAUUACAAGGCAUAUUUGUCUCCAGAGUAUUUUGAUGCACAGAUUACUCCACUAGGCUGGCAGCAGGUUGAUAAUUUACGAAAACAUGUCCAUGCAUGUGGGCUUUCCAAGAGGAUUGAUUUGGUCAUUGCUUCCCCUUUGCUAAGGACAUUGCAAACAGCUGUUGGAGUGUUUGGUGGCGAAGGCUAUGUGGAUGAGAUGGAUAUAAUACCGCUGAUGGCGGCAAAUGCUGCAAAUAGUGGCCGAAAUGCGAUUUCAAGUUUAAAUUGCCCACCAUUCAUUGCUGUAGAACUUUGCCGUGAACACUUGGGAGUCCAUCCUUGUGAUAGGAGGAGAAACGUCAGUGAAUAUCAAUUCCUGUUUCCUGCAAUCGACUUUUCACUGAUUGAAAGUGAUGAAGAUAUAUUGUGGAAGCCCAAUGUUAGAGAGACUAAGGCAGAGCUUGCUGCCCGGGGAUUGAAUUUCAUGAACUGGUUGUGGACACGCAAAGAGAAGGAGAUAGCCAUAGUUACCCAUAGUGGAUUUUUGUGCCAUACAUUGAGUGCAUUUGGCAAUGACUGUCACCCUUUUGUGAAGAGAGAAAUCAGUAAACGGUUUGCCAAUUGCGAGCUUCGUUCUAUGAUCAUUAUCGAUAGAAAUAUGGCAGGAUCAGAUCCUUCAACUACUAAUUUUCCUGGGAAGAUACCUUACGGGCUGGAUCUACCUAGUGAUGCUGCAGAUGAAAAGCUUGAAGAAGGAUCUAAGAAAAAUCCAGCAGCAUAAGUGGUGAAAAGAAUGGAACAUCUGAUGGCAUUGGUAAAUCGUCUUCUGUCCUCGCUCAAAAGUGCCAUGUAGGAGAAACUUUCUAGGUUCAAUUUCUGACAAUAUUUUCUUAUACAAACUGAAAUACAUGGGCACAAAGUAUUGCAUCAAGCCGCAGAAACAGGCAUAGCUAAAAUCUCUUGAACUGGUUAAGUAUGGAAAUCCUACCCCUCCCCAGCUUUUUCCCAGUUCAUGUUAUUGUAAUAUCAUAUACUCUAUUUUCAUUACCAUGUUCCAAAACAUUAGGAUGUUUUACCGACUUGUCGAUGGAUUAUGCUGUUGAUACACCUUGUGAUCUGAUCAUUUAUAAUGCCUUGUUUAAUGGCAUA
Molecule: messenger RNA, 1392 nt
Organism: Tripterygium wilfordii
Lineage: Eukaryota; Viridiplantae; Streptophyta; Magnoliopsida; Celastrales; Celastraceae
Product: phosphoglycerate mutase-like protein 1
Exons: 10
Coding region: 161-1024 (287 amino acids)
Cellular component (GO): cytoplasm
Molecular function (GO): phosphatase activity
Source: RefSeq, a predicted model, not a curated record